GAUGGAAUCUCAUGUAGCCCACGCUGGCCUGGAACUAGCUUUGAAGCCAUGGAUGACUUUAACCUUCUGCUCCUCUGCCUUGCCUCCUGGGUACCACUAGGCCUCGUUCUGUGUAGUGCUGCUGGGAUGAAACCCAGGGCCUCAGACUCGCUGGGAAAGCUCGGUACCGACUGACUCCCAGCCCCAGAGUUUACCGUGUCUUUGGGGGGCUGAGCUAAGUGGAUCAGGGGACUGAGAAAAGGCGUGUUGCUGAGCUGUAGUCAGCUUCACUAGGUGCAGAUGGGCUGGGAGCCAGAAAUACCUUGGAACUCUUGCUUAUCCAGCGGUCUGGCGGAGACUCCUAAAGCCCAUUUUCACUGUCCUAGCAGUAAUGAUUCAGGGAUGAACAAACAGAAAUGCAUUUCCAUUGUCAAAAUGUGGGUCUGCCUUUGUUUGUUUGUUUGAGAUAGGGACUUACUACCUAACCCCGGCUGGUCUGUACCUCACCAUGUAGACCAGGCUGGCCUUAGGAUCAGAGAUCUACCUGCCUCUGCCGUGAGAGUUCCGGGUUUGAGGUGUGUGCCCCCCACUCCAGCCCCCAGCCUGUAGGUUUGUUUUGACUUCUCUUCCUAUUCCUGCAGCACCAUGAGUCUUGUCACAGUCCUUGUCUUCUGCUCUUUGUUCCUGGGAGUCAGUGGUGAUGGCUGGUAUUCAUUCUUCAGGGAAGCUGUACAAGGGAACAACUUUCCUUCCUUUGCAGGGACUUGGGACUUGUGGAGAGCCUAUCGGGACAAGCUAGAAGCCAAUUACCAAGAUUCAGACAGAUACUUCUAUGCUCGUGGGAACUUCAAGGCCCAACAGAGAGGAGCUGGGGGCAUCUGGGCUGCUAAGAUAAUCAGCACCAGCAGGAAAUACUUCCAGGCCCUCCUAAACCGGUACUAUUUUGGAAUCAGGAACUAUGGAUUGGAAAGCCUGCAGUCUACCCAGAAAGCGGAGGAAUGGGGCCGCAGUGGCAAAAACCCGAAUCACUUCAGACCCGAGGGUCUUCCUGAGAAGUUCUGAGCCUGUCACUGAGGUUGCACUCAGGGACUAGGCUGGGAACCACAUCCUUCUCCCCUCGAUGGGGUGUCCCUGGGCUUGGUGUCCACGGUAAGCCCAGAGAAGCUAGAGAUGCCCAACAAAUACUUUGAAGAUUGAAUUUAUUGAUGGAAACAGGGAACCCUGAGAAAUACUUUCUGGGAAGAAUAACUAUGGUUCACACAGAAGAUAAGCAGAGAAAGCUGUGACCCCCCAGGCUGAACCCAUGUGGGCCCCCACACAACCCCACCAGAGCUGCUCUAGCCUUCAGCCACACCAGCUUCUCCUGCCAAGCCGGCCCUAGCUGGCAAAGCAUUAUGCACCAGGCUGGGCUUCUCAGCAAAGUGGGCCUUGCUCCAAGAUGAGCCCUGGGCAGCUGCCCAUCAAUUUCCUCCUUGGCGCUGGUCAGAUGUCUCCUCCCUACCCUAAUACCUUCUGAUCAUAACCAGGCCUCUCUGCUUAUUAUAUUGCUGUUCACAGGCUUUUCUGUAUACUGAUAAAACUCUGUCUUAUCAACCAUGACAUAUCCUCUAUCUGACUUCUUGUCCCUUUACCCCUUUUCAAAGAGAACACCAUUUUGUGAAGGCCUCAUCCUAACCUUAGGAAUCCUAACCUGGAAACUGCACGAGGACCAGGGACAGAGCUCUUUUGGAGGGUGCUUUCUUAGCAUGCAUAAAUCGCUAGGUGGAUCCCAGAACUCUAAAACCCGGUAACAGUACACACUUACAAUCCCAGCACUGGAGGGGUAGAAGUUCAAGGCCAGCCCUGGUUAUGUAGCAAGACUGAGGCCAGCCUGGGAUACAUGACACUCUAUGUCUCAAAAAAGUACACGCACAUACUGGCGCCUAUCUUAGCUCAAGCUCUAACUAGUCUUAGCCUAUUUUACCUAAGAAAUGCCUAUCAUGUCAUUAUUUCUUAGUUUUAUUCUCCUUGUCUUUGAUCUAAAUAAAAGUCCACUUCCUGUUCUAGAAGGGAAUCGAGA
Messenger RNA from Meriones unguiculatus (Mongolian gerbil), 2038 nucleotides. RefSeq names its product serum amyloid A-4 protein. Bases 625 to 1041 code for a protein of 138 amino acids. The transcript has 3 exons. The record is from RefSeq and is a predicted model, not a curated record. Gene Ontology annotation, cellular component: extracellular region. NCBI's taxonomy places the organism in Eukaryota, Metazoa, Chordata, Mammalia, Rodentia, Muridae.